CCCGCGCCCCUCUCCGAUGUCCCAGGCCAGCAGCCACCGGCCGAGCCGCCCGGAGCCCCGCCGCGCCGAGCCGCCCCCGCCGCCAGAGGAGGAUGGGACCCCGUGGCAGCACCCGGCGGCAGCGCCGGCCGAGCUCCGGCCCCCCGCCCGCCCCGCUCCCGGCCCUGCGGCGGCGAAGAAGGAGAAGCUCCCGGAAGACGACGAGUCCCGAAAAGUCCUGACGAACGGAGCGGCGCCGGCCGGCACCAAGGCCCGGCCCGAGCUCACGGGCGCUGCCGAAGCUGUGACGUGCCAGCCCCAGGGGCGAGCGGCCCCGCCGGGCCCCCCGCCGCCCGGCCCCUGCGCCCGCCUGCUGCACAACGGGGACCCGGGCAGCGGGCUCUUCCGCCCCCUCCCCGGCUCGCAGAAGCCUCACCGCAAGCUGCAGUCCCACCACUCCAUCAACAGCCAGGGCAGCAAGAAGAGCAAGGGCAGCUCCAAGUCGGCCUCCUCCCACAUCCCUAUUGAGGCUCAAGAAGACUGCUGCGUGCACUGCAUCCUCUCGUGCCUCUUCUGCGAGUUCCUGACCCUCUGCAACAUCGUGCUGGACUGCGCCACCUGCGGCUCCUGCACCUCCGAGGACUCCUGCAUCUGCUGCUGCUGCUGCAACUCGGGCGAGUGCGCGGACUGCGACCUGCCCUGCGACAUGGACUGCGGCAUCAUCGACGCCUGCUGCGAGUCGGCCGACUGCCUGGAGAUCUGCAUGGAGUGCUGCGGGCUCUGCUUCUCCUCCUGAGCGGCCGGGGGCCGAGCCGGCCACCCCCAACCCCCGGCCCCAUCCCGCGGCGGCCGAAGCCCCUGCGGGUUGCUGAGCCGGCGGCGGAGAAACCCGCGAGUGAAACGCCGAGAGGAGGAGCGGAGCGGAGGAGCUCGACCACCCCCACCACCACCUCGCCCGGGGAAGGGAUCCACAGAGCCGAGGGCCCCCCCGGGACGGCCGCGCGGACGCUCGCCCUCUACCUCUUCCCCUCGUGCCGGGCCGGCCCCGGGGACCGCGGCAGCUUCCUGCCACCUGAGCCGAGAGCAGGAGCGCCAGCCCGGCCCCGGCGCGCCGGCGGGGGCUGCCGGAGGGGCGUCUUCCCGCCGCGGUGCCGGCCCCGGGACUGAGCGAGGGCAGCGCUCCGGCUGCAUCGCCCUGGGGUCCGAGGCAGGGUGGCCCCAAGCGUCCUCGCCCGCUCCGUGCCGGGAGAGGCCGGACACGCUGCAGAGCCCGGCUCCGGCCGGGGAGCCGGCGGCGGGGCCGGGAGGCGCGGGAGCCCUUGGCUCCCUCUCCUUUGCGGUCGGAAGCAGCUUCUCAUCCCCUGCCCCCGUCUCGGUGCUGAGAUUAGCAGCCAAGUGCAAUAAAAACACCCGCUCCCCUCCCUGCGCCGCCGGCCGGGAAGAGGCUUUUCCUGUGCUGGUCUCUCCCGGAGCGGGGUUGCACCUCUGGGCUCGGCAGCCCCCUCCGGCCGAACGCCUUCCCGCCCGGCUCCCGCGCCACGGGGCCGGGCGCUGGCUGCACUGGGGGAGGCCGGAGCCGUGCCGAGCCAGGGCGGCGGGUUCGAAACGACCCCACCACCCCCCAGCCCCAUCCUGUGGCCCCAGGGGUGGGGGGGGACGGGGCUCCUGGCUGGGCGAGGGCGGAAAAACCCCGCUGUCCUUCUGCAGGGCUGGUGGAAGGGGAAGGAGAACAAGGGUCCUGGGUUUGUCUGUUGGGGCUUUUGGGUUUGUUUUUUUUUUUGGUCUCUUUUGUUACUGUAAAUAAAGAUCUUUCCUCGUUUCUGA
Rhea pennata is the source of this 1803-nucleotide messenger RNA. It is a transcript of the gene MDFI, whose product is annotated as MyoD family inhibitor. NCBI's taxonomy places the organism in Eukaryota, Metazoa, Chordata, Aves, Rheiformes, Rheidae. The transcript is spliced from 4 exons. Bases 17 to 775 code for a protein of 252 amino acids. The record is from RefSeq and is a predicted model, not a curated record.